Neoarthrinium moseri is the source of this 1593-nucleotide messenger RNA. RefSeq lists its product as uncharacterized. Gene Ontology annotation, molecular function: DNA-binding transcription factor activity, RNA polymerase II-specific; zinc ion binding. The transcript has 2 exons. Bases 1 to 1593 code for a protein of 530 amino acids. Lineage: Eukaryota; Fungi; Ascomycota; Sordariomycetes; Amphisphaeriales; Apiosporaceae. Gene Ontology annotation, biological process: regulation of DNA-templated transcription. The record is from RefSeq and is a predicted model, not a curated record.
AUGCAUUAUUACGUGCAGACAUCAAUCGCACCCGUCCGUCGCAACUCUAUCCGGCAACACGGCUCGGCAAUUGACCGCGGGGAGGUCGCCAUCUUUGACCCGCGUCCGCUAAUUCAGUGGAGCUGGAACCGAGACGAUCGCGACCACGCUCGGGGAGGCACGGCGUCGAUUGCGGGAGGCGACGUCUUCGGAGGGUUUCGUAUUCCUUCCGAACAGAAUCCUUCCGAUCCGUGGCUUGCCUGGGACACUGGCAACGCCAGACAUCCACCAUGUAAGCAUCGUCUUGCUUCUGGGGACGAGGCCACUGUGAGCAUCAAAAUAAUGGAGCACCCGAGGAGCGCCCUACGCCGGACAGCCUGUGAUAUCUGCCGCCAACAGCGGCUGAAGUGUCUGCGCGAUGCGCAUCGGCCAAGCUGCCAGAGAUGCUCGCGACUAGGAAAGACAUGCGUCAUGGCGGAGGCCCGGCGUGCUGGUCGGCCCCGUAAACCUACGGAGACAUCGUCGUCGAGUACAACGGAGGCCCACGCAUCCCCGUGUGCCUCUGCCAUUGCCAGCAGCCCGGUACCUCAGACUCCUCCGCACCGUGGGCCGGAUGCACUCCCUACAGCCAGCUUUCCUACCAAGCUCCCAACACCAGACAUAAGCAAGAGUAUACCAAGUCCGUCAGACACUGAGCAGUUCAGCGAGUUCAGUGAUUUCUAUUUCUCCAACUUUUCGGGCAAUCGGAGCCUUCCUGCUCCCCCGCCGCCAGAAAAGUCCGUCUUUACCAACCUUGAUUCUCAUGAGUGCUUCAAAGAGCUGUCGCAAAUUAACAUUGAACUGCACGCGCUAUGGUCAGUCGUCCAAGCCAAGGGGCCAGCCAUGACGUUUAAGGACUUCAUUUGCGAUGGUCCGUCAUACUCUCAGGGCACAGGUGUCUCAAUGGCCGAGAGAACCGUGAUGGCGAGUCAGAGAUUUCAGGUCACUAUAUCCAAUGUUGGAUAUAUGUUGAGUAAAGAUCUCAAGCCCCAUCUUGACCAUGAUUUCGUCAAUAUGGAUGGUGGUGAGGGCUCGUUUGACGCCAACCUAAACUUGUUCGACACAUUGCCACUACUUGAGCGCGAGUCAACAACUGCGGCGGAUGCUUUCGAGAUAGUCAACGACACCGACAGGCCGCAUACUCUUGGCACACCACUUGUUCUUAUCAUCAUAAGCUGUUACGUGCAGCUGGUCAACAUAUUCUCGGAAUUGUUCUACUGCAUUCACGCCGAGCUAAGGCUGCUAAAGAGUGGACCAAUACCUUUCAUCGAGCACCUCAAGUUCAUCCAACUAGGUGGCCUUGGCAUAAUGGAUGGGAGAUUACAGGGUAUGCUGUUGUGCACACUGGUAACUCAUCUCCUGGAUCGCGUCGAAGGGACACUAGGUAUCUUGCCCGACACCCAGCGCCAGAUGACGGCACCCCUUCAACAGACGCUGCUGCAACUCCCUCAUCAUCGCGAACUGUUGGAGAAAGAGCUGGACAACAGCGGCUAUGCAGGCAGAGGCAAUCCCAAGAAGCUCAGAGAUACGGUCGAGAACCUGAAACAGAUCUUGUCAUCGGAUCCGUCAUGGUGA